Molecule: messenger RNA, 2675 nt
Organism: Nannospalax galili (Upper Galilee mountains blind mole rat)
Lineage: Eukaryota; Metazoa; Chordata; Mammalia; Rodentia; Spalacidae
Gene: Rtkn
Product: rhotekin
Exons: 12
Coding region: 654-2309 (551 amino acids)
Biological process (GO): actomyosin contractile ring assembly; mitotic cytokinesis; septin ring organization
Cellular component (GO): actomyosin contractile ring
Source: RefSeq, a predicted model, not a curated record
GCUGGGCCACAUUACCGACUCACCCCUUUGUCCCAUUCCCUGAGCUCAUCUCUCCUCAAAUCCCCACUUCUGUCGCUCUUCCAGUUAACUUUCUCAAGCUAAGCCAGAACGCUCUCAUCUCCCGACAAGCCCCAGGACUUGGUAGAGUCUGCAGGAGGCGUCCCCUCCCUGCCCCCUUCCAGCUGUGCCUGCCCCUCACAGUUCUCCCAGCACACACAUUCUCUGUUCACUUGGCCUGGGAUGUGGGCGGGGGCUGGGGAGGGGCCAGAGUGGGAAUGAAAGGGCCUUUUUCUGCAACAGCUGGGAGAACAGCUGCCACCAAAGUAAGGCUGGACACUCUGUGCCCAGAGCCCCCUUUCUAGCUGGCCUCUCCUCCCAGGAUAUCCCCCUCAUUCUCACCUCAUUUUCUUUCCUCUCCUGCCUGACUCCUACCAAGGCCUUGGAACAGCACUAGGAGAAAACAUUUUGUCACAGAAGACAGAGGGGUCUGACAGGACAGCAGAGGGACAGGGGACAGCCUCUACGUUCUGCCCAAGAGCUGACCACCUCUCUCAAGCCUGGGGCACAGUGGGAGGAGGAACUGUAGGACAGCUGGUGCCUACCUGACCCUUCUCUGGCGGGCAACAAGGGAAGGGGCUCUGGGGGGCACAGAGAUGCAGGACAGAUUGCACAUCCUGGAGGACCUCAAUAUGCUCUACAUCCGGCAGAUGGCACUCAGCCUGGAGGACACGGAAUUGCAGAGGAAGCUAGACCAUGAGAUCCGGAUGAGGGAAGGGGCGUGCAAGCUGCUGGCAGCUUGCUCCCAGCGAGAGCAGGCUCUGGAGGCCACCAAGAGUCUGUUGGUGUGCAACAGCCGUAUUCUCAGCUACAUGGGCGAGCUGCAGCGGCGCAAAGAGGCCCAGGUGCUGGGGAAGACAGGCCGGCGGCCUUCUGACAGUGGGCCACCCGCUGAGCGCUCUCCCUGCCGUGGCCGGGUCUGCAUCUCUGACCUCCGGAUCCCACUCAUGUGGAAGGACACAGAAUAUUUUAAGAACAAAGGCGACCUCCACCGUUGGGCUGUCUUCUUGCUGCUGCAGCUUGGAGAACAGAUUCAGGACACAGAGAUGAUCCUGGUGGACAGGACUCUCACAGACAUCUCCUUUCAGAGCAAUGUGCUCUUCACUGAGGCAGGGCCAGACUUUGAACUACGGCUGGAGCUAUAUGGAGUCUGCGUGGAAGAAGAGGGGCCCCUGACUGGCGCUCCCAAGAGGCUUGCAACCAAACUCAGCAGUUCCCUAGGCCGCUCCUCAGGAAGACGUGUCAGGGCAUCAUUGGACAGUGCCGGAGGCUCUGGGAGCAGCCCCAUCCUGCUUCCCACCCCAGCUGUGGGUGGUCCUCGUUACCACCUCUUGGCUCACACCACCCUUACUCUAGCAGCAGUACAAGAUGGGUUCCGAACACACGACCUUACUCUCUCCAGCCAUGAGGAUAACCCUGCCUCACUGCCCCUUUAUGGUAGUGUGUGUUGCCGCCUGGCAGCUCAGCCUCUCUGCAUGACUCAGCCCACUGCAAGUGGUACCCUCAGGGUGAAGCAAGCUGGGGAGCUACAGAAUGGGACAUAUGUGCAUGGAGUCCUGAAAGGCACAAACCUCUUCUGUUACCGGCAGCCUGGGGAUGCAGACACUGGGCAAGAGCCACUGUUUACUAUCGCUAUCAACAAGGAGUCUAGGGUCAGGGCAGGGGAGCUGGAGCAGGCCCCAGGGCGGCCUUUUACCCUCAGUAUCAGCAACCGGUAUGGCGAUGAGGAGGUGACACACACCCUCCAGGUGGAGAGCCGAGAAACCCUACAGAACUGGAUGGAGGCUCUGUGGCAGCUUUUCUUUGACAUGAGCCAGUGGAAGCAGUGCUGUGAUGAAGUCAUGAAAAUCGAAACUCCUGCUCCCCGGAAACCCCCCCAAGCACUGGCCAAGCAGGGGUCCUUGUACCAUGAGAUGGCUAUUGAACCGCUGGAUGACAUCGCAGCGGUGACAGACAUCCUGGCCCAGCGGGAGGGCACAAGGCUGGAGAAGCCCCCACCCUGGCUAGCUAUGUUUACAGACCAGCCUGCCCUGUCUAGCCCCUGCUCACCUGUCUCAGUGGCUUCAGCCCCAGUCUGGACACAACCCCUGCCCUGGGGGCGACCCCGAACCUUUUCCCUGGAUGCUGUUCCCCCAGACCAUUCCCCUGGGGCUUCUCGCUUGGUUGCACCUCCCCCCCUGCAGCAAUCCCCAGGAUCCAGAGGCCUCUACAGCAAAAGCCAGCUCCGCAUGUGGCUCCAGUCCCCAGUGUGAGAGAGAGGCCCUGGAAAAAAGGUCAGCCAGAAAAGAAAAUGACCCAUGGGCAGCUGAACUCUGGGUCCAGGGCUUCUGGGAGCCAGUUGGCCAGCUGGGCUUCCUCUUCCUCCACUGGACUAGGGGAAAGGUGGGCAGGGGGAACAGAAGCCCCUUGUAAGUUUGCUAUGGUACUGAGGGGACCACUCCUGGAGCUAACUGGGAUCCCCUAAACCCUUCCUGGGAGAAAACUGGAACAACCCUGCCCUAUCUCCUGCACUAACCAGUCUUGAGUGCAGCACUGGAGAGUGGGGAGGAAUGCACCUCCUGUGACUCCUGCAUUGACCAUUAAAGCUAUUUAACAGCCACCUUCACCUGGUCUCUGAG